AAAUAUCUCUCCAAAACACUCAGUGAACUUCAUCUAUAAAUGCACUAGUCCGAAGAACGCAAGGAAAACCAAGGAAAAGCAAUCAUCAGUUCAUCACUGUCUUCAAUGGGUGAAGAGAAAGGAGUUGUGUUGUUGGAUUUCUGGGUGAGUCCUUUUGGGCAAAGAGUAAGGAUAGCUUUGGCGGAGAAAGGGGUGGAUUACGAGUACAAGGAGGAACAGGAUCUUGUGAACACGAAGAGUGAGCUCUUAUUGAAAUCCAACCCUGUUUAUAAAAAGGUCCCAGUGUUAUUACACGAUGGCAAACCCAUUUGUGAGUCACUCAUCAUUGUUCAGUAUAUUGAUGAGGUUUGGUCCGAUAAGACUCCGUUGCUCCCUGCCGAGCCUUUGGCACGCGCAAACGCUCGUUUUUGGGCUGAUUUCAUCGACAAGAAGGUUUAUGAGUGUGGAACUAGAUUGUGGAAACUAAAGGGAGAGGAACAAGAGGCAGCCAAGGAGGAGUUCGUAGAGAUCUUUAAAUUAUUGCAGGGUGAGCUUGGUGACAGGAAGUUCUUUGGAGGUGAGACUUUUGGGUUCCUUGAUCUGGCUUUAGUACCUUUUGUUGCAUGGUUCUAUGCUUAUGAGACCGUUGCCAAGUUCAGCAUGGAUGAGGAGUGCCCUAAGAUUGUGGCGUGGGCUAAGAGGUGCAUAGAAAGGGAGAGUGUCUCCAAGACUCUUUCUGACCCUAAUAAAGUUUAUGAUUUUGUUCUCGUUUUGAAGAAGAAAUUUGGGUUGGAAUAUUAAUAGAUGCUUUCUAACCCCUUUUAUUGUUAGUCUGUGUUUUUGGGAUGUGAUCUUAUAAUGAUAUUGUGAGAUGAUUAGUGUUUGUUUAGGAUGCUUAGUUUUAGAAUGAAUAAUCGGUUGGGUUUGGCUAGUGGUGAUUGGAGUUGGCAAUUCAUGUUGCUUCUUAUCCAUUUCCAUGAUGUAUAUGUUGUGUUUUAUUUUGUUUGUUAUGAGAAUAAAGUUUUAGUAAUUUUA
Molecule: messenger RNA, 1014 nt
Organism: Dioscorea cayenensis subsp. rotundata (Guinea yam)
Lineage: Eukaryota; Viridiplantae; Streptophyta; Magnoliopsida; Dioscoreales; Dioscoreaceae
Product: probable glutathione S-transferase parC
Exons: 2
Coding region: 106-780 (224 amino acids)
Biological process (GO): glutathione metabolic process
Cellular component (GO): cytoplasm
Molecular function (GO): glutathione transferase activity
Source: RefSeq, a predicted model, not a curated record